Molecule: messenger RNA, 768 nt
Organism: Electrophorus electricus (electric eel)
Lineage: Eukaryota; Metazoa; Chordata; Actinopteri; Gymnotiformes; Gymnotidae
Source: RefSeq, a predicted model, not a curated record
AUGGAGAAUGAAAAGUAUCUUACAUACCAUGGACUGAUGUGCCCAAAGAAGAGUCACAGUGAAGACAAUAUAAAGGAUUUUAAGACAUUCAAAGUUCAAGAGGAUGAUGUUUUUGUAAUUACGUAUCCAAAGUCAGGUACGGUAUGGAUGCAAGAGAUUAUUCCCCUGCUCCUCAAUGGAGGAGAUUUUACUCCUGUGCAGACCAUCCCAAACUGGGAAAGGGUUCCUUGGCUUGAGGCAACUCCUGCUCUGUUCGUGGACAAGAUGAUUUCUCCACGGGCUAUGGUCUCCCAUAUGCCUUAUCAUCUGAUGCCUUCCUCAUUCUUCUCUUCUAAGGCUAAGAUCAUUUAUAUUACCAGAGACCCAAGAGAUGUCUUGGUUUCCUCUUUUCAUUUCCACCGGAUGGCCAAUUUUCUAGAUAACCCAGGAACAUUCGAAGAAUUUGCUGCCAAAUUCCUAGCAGGGAAAGUGUUUUAUGGAAAGUGGGCUGACCAUGUAAAAAGCUGGAGAAACCCAGAUAUAGGAGACAGAAUUCUCUACAUCAAAUAUGAGGAGAUGAUUCAGGUAAGUGUUUCGAUUAGGACCAUAAAAUUGGCCAUAUCCUUAGGGCAGGAAUUACAGUCUUACCAAGAAAUUGCUGGAGACUGGAAGAAUCAUUUCAGCCCAGAGUUGGAGGCCAAAUUCAUUGCAGCCAUUAAUGAAGAAAUGAAGGGAUAUGGAAUUAGAUUCUAUUGGGAUGAGGAAGAAAAUGAAAUUUCCUUUAAUUAA